Molecule: messenger RNA, 879 nt
Organism: Cladophialophora yegresii CBS 114405
Lineage: Eukaryota; Fungi; Ascomycota; Eurotiomycetes; Chaetothyriales; Herpotrichiellaceae
Exons: 2
Coding region: 1-879 (292 amino acids)
Cellular component (GO): mitochondrion
Molecular function (GO): protein-containing complex binding
Source: RefSeq, a predicted model, not a curated record
AUGGCUCAGACAGUCAAGAAGAAGCUGGUCGUAGCAGGCGGAAAUGGAUUUCUAGGAUCAAGGAUAUGCAAGUCGGCGAGGGCUCGGGGCUGGGAUGUCACAUCCAUAAGUCGUUCCGGCGAGCCGACAUGGUCUUCGGUCACAUCGGAGUCAACGAAACCACCGUGGUCGGAGGGUGUGACCUGGGCGAAGGGUGACAUCCUAAAACCCACCACCUACACCUCUUACCUCAAAGACGCAGACGCCGUCGUGCACACCAUGGGCAUCCUCCUCGAGGCAGACUACAAGGGCGUCCUGUCAGGGAAAGAGUCCGUCUUGUCAGGCCUUUCGCGAGCAUUCAGCUCCAACAAAGCCGGCAGUUCGACGAAUCCACUCGAUCGCAAGCCAGGCGAGGGAUUGGGAAAGGGAGAGAAAGAUGGACAGAUAACGUAUGAGUUGAUGAACAGAGACUCGGCCAUAGCACUAGCUCAAGAAGCAGAAAGAGAGGGCGCAAGUACCUUCGUGUACAUUUCGGCCGCGGCCGGAGCGCCCAUUCUGCCAAAAAGGUACAUCACGACAAAAAGAGAAGCAGAGAGUAAAAUAGCAAGUCAGAUGAUUAAGCUGCGGAACAUCUUCGUCAGGCCGGGGUUCUUGUAUGAUAAUAGUCGGAAGUUUACAUUGCCGAUCGCGGCAUCAGGGAUGUUAGGAAGUACCGUCAAUAGCCUGGUUGGCGGCAGUUUGACGAGUUUGUUUGGCGCGGCGGUUGAGAAGCCUUUGAAAGCGGACUUGGUCGCAGAUGCGGUGGUUGAGGCCAUUGCUGACGAGGAGACGAAGGGCGUCGUUGACACGAAGUUGAUUGAGGCCCUGGCUGCGAAAGCCUGGCGCAGGACGAUGCUUUAG